UACUCGAGGCGACAACUCUUCUGCUAUACCUGUGUGCUGCCCGGCGGCCACCACCGGCGUCCGUAUGACGCGCUCCGUGGUGAGACCCGCUCACCUUGAAGGUCAGCCGGUGAGUGAGCGGGUGUUGCCACAAAGGGUACGGUCUACACCGAGUCAGUCACUCGCAGCAGCUCGGACCGACUGGACCACAAACGGAUCCAUGACCCCGACGCGGACGUUAGGCCAUCUCACCGGAAAAAAAUUUUCGAGCCCAGUUGCUCCAGAUGGCGCCCUUCGCGUUGCUGGCCCCGACCACCCUGGUCGUCUUCCUGCUGCCAGUCGCCAAGGCCUCCUGCCCGUGUCCGGCCCUCCUGCCCCCCGCCGCCAAGGAGGUAUGCGCCUCCGACCGGCGCACCUACGCCAGCAUGUGCCACUUGGAGUGCGCGGCGCUGCCCGGCCUGUCCCUGCUCUACUCCGGACCAUGUUCUUCUACCGAGAGAGUCAACUCUUUGCCGACCCAUGGGACCCCUGAACCUCCACGCCACCCGGCCACCAUGGAGGUGAAAAAGUUGAGGGACUGUUUCCAGGACCACCGGUGCGGCGCAGCGACCUGCAGCGAGUGCGCCGAGGGCGACGCGGCGUGCAGGGCCAUGUGCCAGAGGCGGUGCGAGUGCGGCUGCGGCGGCCGAGGCGGCGGCCUGCCCACGGGCGCGCCGCUGGACCAGGUCCUGUUCGACGAGUGCCGCAGGCAGAGGGGGUGUGGCAGUAAGAAGUACCUGGCGUGCGGGGUAAAGUGCCGCACGCAGGAGUGCGUCGACGAGUGCUGGCUCAGCUUGAGGGAGUGCGAGUGUGAGUGCGUACGAGAGGCCAGCGCCCAGCUCGGCAACAACACCUCGCCGGGCAGACAAAGCCCCAGCAUCGCCGCCACCCCAACCAGCCGUGGCGACGACACUUCGCCGAGCGCCCUGGUGGAUGGUGCGCUCGGCCGCCUCCUCAACGCCUCCCUGCUGACCAGAGGGACCAGCGGCCGCCGGCGCCGCUCGGCCACCGAGGAGCUGACGAGGUGGGGGAAUUGUAAAAGGGAACGACAGUGCGCCACGGUCACCUGCGGCGAGUGUGGCGGGGACGAUGCGGGCUGCAGGGCGAUGUGCUGGUGGAACUGCCAGUGCGGCUGCGGCGGCCAGCCGCGCGGUGGCAUGGACCACGAGCUGUGGAUGAAGUGCUGCGCGGACAGGGGCUGCUACGAGGAGCGGGAGGCGUGCGAGGCGGGCUGCAAAGGGCGGGAAUGGGCGUGCUGGGACCAGUGCUCCCUGGGCUCGCUGAGGUGCGCCUGCGAGUGCGUGCAGCAGGUCGGCAGCGCCGCGCCGAGCCCCCCGGCGGACGGCGGCAACGGUGGCCUGGCGUCCGGCGCGACCAGCGGUGACCAAGGACAGAAAGAAGGGACAGGCUUGUGAGGAGGAGCGCCGGCUGAGUCCGAGUGACGUGGCCCGGCGCUACACCUUUCCGUCCCCUCUGCCUGACCCGCUCGCCAGUGUUGCAAGUACGUAUUCACCCAGGUGGAAGGAUCUUUAGUUAGACUGUAGUUUGGACUGUAGCGUUCAAACUGCAGUCUUAAAACUGCAGUUGCAGAGGAGAGAAAAAAGGGAAAUGAGUACAGUAAUUACAUUAGUUUGGCAAUUGAGUUUCCAGAUAUUUUAUUAUGCUACUUUUUCUGUAGUUUUCCACACCAGUUUCGCACUGUACUUUUCAGACAGUUUUAAGACCAAUUUUUAUCGAGUUUCCGACAUAAGUAUGAAGUUGUCCUGAAAGUUGUAUUUGCAUCUGCAUUGAAACUAGUACACAAACUGUAAUUCUGACUAGAUGAUAAUAGAGAGUUUAAAUUUAA
Frankliniella occidentalis (western flower thrips) is the source of this 1864-nucleotide messenger RNA. RefSeq lists its product as uncharacterized. The record is from RefSeq and is a predicted model, not a curated record. Bases 264 to 1433 code for a protein of 389 amino acids. The transcript is spliced from 6 exons. Gene Ontology annotation, molecular function: protein binding. NCBI's taxonomy places the organism in Eukaryota, Metazoa, Arthropoda, Insecta, Thysanoptera, Thripidae.